AUGGGAUCUUCAUCUCUUGUGGAACAGCUGAGUACUCCCCUAACCAAGAAAAAGUGUCAAGAUGAAGAGGCCAAAGAAUUACAAUACCAAACAAGAGCAAAAGAAUGCGAAGUUGAUGAGCAAUUCUAUGUUCCGGUUGGCAAUAUUGAACUACCUCCAGCAGACAGAAUGAUCAGGAAAGUGGAUGAAAUAUUUUUGGCCCAAUUAAAGGCAAAUAUGGAAAGUAACCCCAAUGGCUCAUAUGAACCUCUUUACUUGUUGGUAAAAGGUCUGAACAGAAAGGAGAACUUUUCAAAAUCAGAUGUCAGCAGCUAUCAGUAUGAGGUACUUGGUGGUACGCAUAACUUGUUGGCAACAAAGCAACUUUUAGAGAAGCACCCUGAUAGUGAAGAGUAUAAGGGAAGAUAUGCAAGAAUAUUUGUUGGGUUAACAAAUUUUUAAGCUUUAUGGCUGGCGUCAAGGCAUAAUAAGACUGGGUGUUUCCGUCAUUAAAUGACAUUCAAAGAUGAGGUGGAAGUUGCUCACAGGCAGUUGGAGAUCAUUGGUAAAAA
Molecule: messenger RNA, 551 nt
Organism: Dendronephthya gigantea
Lineage: Eukaryota; Metazoa; Cnidaria; Anthozoa; Malacalcyonacea; Nephtheidae
Exons: 3
Coding region: 1-441 (146 amino acids)
Source: RefSeq, a predicted model, not a curated record